Molecule: messenger RNA, 600 nt
Organism: Bactrocera tryoni
Lineage: Eukaryota; Metazoa; Arthropoda; Insecta; Diptera; Tephritidae
Product: acetylcholine receptor subunit alpha-like
Exons: 4
Coding region: 67-459 (130 amino acids)
Biological process (GO): regulation of membrane potential; monoatomic ion transmembrane transport; signal transduction
Cellular component (GO): membrane; synapse; neuron projection
Molecular function (GO): monoatomic ion channel activity; neurotransmitter receptor activity; transmembrane signaling receptor activity
Source: RefSeq, a predicted model, not a curated record
UACAGAAAUGAAAAAUUCUACACAUGUUGCGAUGAGCCGUACUUGGAUAUCACGUUUAACAUAACCAUGAGGAGAAAAACAUUGUUUUACACCGUUAACAUAAUUAUUCCUUGUAUGGGAAUUUCAUUUCUAACGGUCUUGACUUUCUACUUACCUUCGGACAGCGGCGAAAAGGUCACUUUAUCUAUCUCUAUACUUAUCAGCUUGCAUGUGUUUUUUCUCCUAGUAGUUGAAAUUAUACCUCCUACUUCGCUUGUUGUACCACUUUUAGGAAAAUAUCUGAUAUUUGCAAUGAUAUUAGUGUCAAUUAGUAUUUGUGUAACUGUCGUCGUUCUGAAUGUACACUUUCGUUCUCCACAAACUCACCGAAUGGCUCCCUGGGUGAAAAGUGUUUUCGUCAACUUACUUCCACAGUUUUUAUUUAUAAAGAGACCAAAAUACAACAUUGAAACAAGGUGAUACGUCAACCGUUAGGUGAACAAAACUAUAAUAUUCUGUAGCAACUGCUUCCAAAAGUAUAAAGAGGACAAUACAAAGGUUAUUACAUCAAAUAAUUUCAAGUAGUGUGGAAUGAAGACCGUCAUGUAACAUACCUUCAGA